Toxotes jaculatrix (banded archerfish) is the source of this 2026-nucleotide messenger RNA. It is a transcript of the gene tmem30b, whose product is annotated as transmembrane protein 30B. Gene Ontology annotation, biological process: phospholipid translocation. Gene Ontology annotation, cellular component: plasma membrane; Golgi apparatus; endoplasmic reticulum. The transcript has 8 exons. The record is from RefSeq and is a predicted model, not a curated record. Bases 150 to 1169 code for a protein of 339 amino acids. NCBI's taxonomy places the organism in Eukaryota, Metazoa, Chordata, Actinopteri, Toxotidae.
ACGUCAGCCUGGGGGACGAGCAGAGUGAGAGGGAAGGUGGGGGUUGACAGGUAAAGGUGUUCUGCGUCGUCGCGCCUACUACUCAGGGAAGCAUACCAAUGUUUUGUUGACUCCUUUGUUUUUCCAUUUUGAGCCAACUAAACAAGAAAAUGGUGAAAAAAGAGCAGGAGUCAGCCAACCGGCCUGACAACACUGCCUUCACUCAGCAGAGACUUCCGGCAUGGCAGCCUAUGCUCUCCGCUGGCAUUGUCAUCCCAGGGUUCGUCCUCAUUGGUCUGGCAUUCAUCGGCAUUGGCGUCGCUCUCUUUGUCACUUCACGGAGCAUCCAGGUGUUGGAGAUAGACUACACUGGAGUUGAGCAAAACUCCCCGUGCUUCCGGUGCACUGACCCAAAUAACAAGAACUGUGUGUGCACAGUGAAGUUCUCGAUUGACAGCCUCUUUAAGGGGCCUGUGUUCUUUUAUUAUGGUUUAUCCAACUAUUUCCAGAACUACAGAAAGUAUGGUGUGUCUAAAGAUUAUAACCAGCUGUCUGGAGACCUGAGCUACUUUACGCAACCCAGUGAAUACUGUGCUCCCUAUCAGUAUGAUAGCAACAACAAACCAAUUGUACCAUGUGGGUCAAUAGCAAACAGCAUGUUCAAUGACACCUUCAAUCUGUAUCAAAUUGUGAAUGGGGUAAAUAAGCAGGUGCCUUUGGAUGGAAAAGGGAUUGCUUGGUGGACAGACUACAAUGUUAAAUACAGAAACCCCACUGUCACACCUCUGAAGAAUGCCUUCAACGGUACUGUGAAACCCAUAUUUUGGCCCAAACCUGCUUACGAAUUGGACCCGUCAGACCCUGCCAACAAUGGCUUCAUCAACCAAGAUUUCCUGGUGUGGAUGAGGAGAGCGGCACUGCCAAAUUUCAGAAAGCUGUAUCGCCGAAUCACUGAGGGUGAUUAUGCACAGGGUCUGCCAGCUGGAAACUACUCCCUUGAAAUUGCCUACAACUAUCCUGUUCUGAGCUUUGAAGGCAGAAAGAAGGUGGUGUUCAGCAAUGUGUCCUGGAUGGGUGGCAAGAAUGAGUUCCUGGGUAUUGCCUAUCUCGUGAUUGGUUCAAUGUGUGUCGUCAUGUCCAUAGUCAUGCUCAUCGUCUAUGCUAAAUUCAAGUUCCCUGAGGAGGAAUGAUCGCCUAAUCAUGGACUGUAGUAGAGUGGGGGUUUAUCUACCCAAUCAACAUUUUUUAUUUUCUUUUUUUUUCCUUUUUACUCAAAGUUCAUUUCUCACAUAAAGGACAGUAUAGAACUAGAAUCACCUAUGUACUGAAAUCUCGUGUUAUUCUGGACAUGAAGACAUCUCCUAAGGUGCAGACGAAGCCUGGUGUCAUUUUGUGAGGAAGAACUUAAGUUUCUAAAUUGACUGGAAAACAGGAACCGGCUUUGCGGACACCGUGGGAUUCUUUCCACUUCGCACAUAUACGUGUCUGUAAGCACAUCUGUGAAGUUAGGCUCUCCUUUCUACCAAAAUAAUGCUUCCACCAUGAAUCUUACGAGGUGAAGGCAGAAUUGGCAUACAGUCUGCAUGGACCAGUAAUUGGUUGACAAAUGACAUACAUAUGCUCUUUUGUAAAUAAUGAAAUGAGAAUUUUAUAGUUAAAGCAGUUUGGUUUCUGCCGCUUUACUUUGUUAUUAUGCCAUACCUGGGUUUGGCAGGGUGUUUUUCUCAUUCACAUGCUGUAUUUCUUAAACUUGUUCUUACAUCAUCACAAAAUGAGCUUCCUCCUCAUUAUAGGUCAGUAACAAUAUCAAAGCCAUAAAUCAUUUUGAUAAGUUAUUUGAUACUGGAAAAGAAGUUACAUUUUAGUGUACGUCUGUGGGAUUUGUAAUGUAACUUGCAAAUUAAAUUGUGAAUAUGUUGCUGUGCUAUCUCAGGGAUAUGGUGUACAGGCUAUCCAGCUUUAUCAAUUUUAACUGUGAUUAUUCUUUGAAACUGAGAUUUUACUCUUCAUGCUGAUAUUUAUUAAAUAAAACACCACCAAAACAUUA